Protopterus annectens (West African lungfish) is the source of this 4246-nucleotide messenger RNA. RefSeq lists its product as uncharacterized. The transcript is spliced from 12 exons. Gene Ontology annotation, biological process: regulation of apoptotic process. Bases 162 to 2621 code for a protein of 819 amino acids. Lineage: Eukaryota; Metazoa; Chordata; Ceratodontiformes; Protopteridae. Gene Ontology annotation, cellular component: canonical inflammasome complex. The record is from RefSeq and is a predicted model, not a curated record.
CCAGGAAGUGUGUUUUGUUUCUGUUUCUUUUUGCAGAGUGGAAGGGUGCUGUUCGAGUUUUACUUUUUAAGGAUGAAGCUAAGCUAACUACAGCUUUUAUGUCAUUUUUGGGAAUGACAGCUUCCUAGAAUCUGCAGUCACUCAAGGAACCCAAGACAACAAUGGCCGAUGGUCCUCAUAGCCUGAAGAGUUCAGGAGAGAAUAACGAGCCAUUAAAAACAUUCAUCAAAAAAUCAUGGGACUGCAUAGUUCCAGCACUGUACAAUAUCGAACCUCUCCUGGAUCACCUGAUAGCCAAUAAUCUCCUACAGGUGAAUGACCGCAGUGAGAUACUAGCGGAGAAAACGCCACAGCAGAAGGCUCGAAAGCUGCUGGAAAUUGUCUACUGCCAACUAGAUGAGAGGAGUACUUCUGUUUUUAUUGACUGUCUGAAAAAAUGUCAGCAUCAGUAUCCUCGGCUGAAGGAAUGGCUUAUGGAAGGACCAGAUAUCCAUAGAGGACCAUCAGAUAUCCAUAGAGGACCAUCAGAGCAGAAGCUGAGGAAGCAGUCCCAUGAGCUAUGUAACCGACUUGGAUCCUUGGUGACCCCUAUUUCCAUGAAGUUGUUCUCUAAAGAAUUGUUAAACCCACAUGAGCUGGAACUCAUUCAGAAUGAAGUAACUACAUAUUCUCAGUGUCAGAAACUUGUGGCUGUCUGCUUAGGAAAAGGUGAAAAAGCUUGCUCUAGCCUUUACCAGGCUAUAUUGGAGGAAGACCAAUUUUUGUCCUAUGAGAUUGAUGCUCAUCCCCCAACAGAGGAAGAUGAUACAUUGUCUUGGCAGUCCCAGCAAGCAAACAAAGAACAAACCAGUUUGUCACAGGUGCCUAAGUCCAUUCUUUGCAGUUCUCCUGACUGUGCAAAGGCCGUUGAAGAGACAUGGCCAGUACUAAACAGGAUGUCCUUAGAAGACUCGGGAAUCCCAGGAAGUAUGGUAUCAAACACAGAAUUUCUAAACCUGAGGGAAGAAACAUAUGUAUCUAUGCCUGAAUCCAAACAAGAGACUGGACCACAGAAUCUGCAAUCAUUCCCUGUAGAAGAAAACCAGCAAGCUCUGUUACAUGAAGCUAUGCAACUGUUUCAAAUUGAUGCAAGUUCAGGGAUGUCUUUAAAUAUUUGCAAGUUGGGAGUUGCCCUUGGCUUGCCACGUGACACCGUAAUGAACUACCUUCUUGCACUGGAGACUGCAGAUGACCUUUCUCAGCUCAGAGCAUUGAUUAAUUGGUUUAUGGACAAUAUUGGUGACAGUGAAAGACUAAAGCUAAGGAUGAGAAUGUGUGACAGAAAAAGAAUGGAACUGUCUCAAAGAGGAAAAUUAUUGCUAGAACUACUGCAGCAGGCAUGUCAGAUGCAGUAUUCAGAAGAGGAGGACAUGCACCCUGCAGUUAUUGUUCAGUUCAUUCUCAGAGACUGCCUUACUGAGGUACAGGAAGAAUUGCCAUUUCAGCAGCCAAACCUUGGGUUGGUGGACUGUUUGCAGGAACUUCAGAAGAACUCCAGAGUGGAUCCGCUGAUAGUUCAAGAACUGCAGGAAAUUUGGAAUGAGAUAGAACCAAGUAAUUUGCAGCAGAGUGUUAUUUCUGUGGCUCAACUUGUGCGGGAUACUUUCCCUUUGGUGCAUCCCUCUGAACAUGAGGGGAUGUUCCUGAGCAAAAGGCGGUAUAAAUGUUACCAGCGAUUAGUUCAGAGAGUAACUGCCUUCAAAGGACUUCCAGUUACAGCAGUUAGGAGAGUGUUUACUUCAAAACAUAGUGCAGCAAGAACAGCAGAGUUCAGUGAUUCUGUCUGCAGACAGUAUGAAGAUUUGUGCUUCAAAAUUCUGAAAGUGUUGUAUAGAAUUAAAGGUCAACACAGUGCUAACCAUGGAACAAACCCAGAUAAUGCACAGCUUAGUGGACAUGAUUUGGCAAAUGCAAUUCAUAAUGUACUGUCAGAACCAGAGUUUGCAUGCAGUUUGUUUGAUUCUGGGGUCCGUUCACGAAUUCUAACCCUUUUGGAUUAUAAAUCCAUUCUGGUUCAUGUACCAUAUUUACUUACAUUGCAUUGCAAUACAACCUCUCUCCUGGCUGAUUAUCUCAAGAGAAGUGAGAGUCACAGUUUCCAGUUUUGCUUUGAAGACAUCCACAUAUUUCAUGAUGUGGCAGCCUUCCACAAUCUGUACAGUAUUAAGGACCCUGUUGCAAUAGACAAUGGCAUUGAAGAAGUAUUCCGCUUCAGAGUUUCUGAGCAGGCCCCAUUUGUAGUUCGGCUGUAUUGUCGCGGCUAUAUUGACAGGAAAGCUUUUAAAUGUCAGGAACCUGCUUCCUAUCUCUUUCAUAGUACUCAGGAAAGCAUACUCAGAGAAGCUCAGGACCUUGGCACAGUAAUUGCUGUUGAAAGGCAGUGUGUUUGGCUUCGGAGAAAUGUGGAAGAGGACUUGAAAACUAGGUUAGAGAAACUGCUUCCAGACAGUCAGAGUGGAUAUAUUGAAGAAGGAACCUGUUGCUUUCUGAUUAAACCAUUAAGUACAGAGUGUGAUGUUAGAUUUAUCUUUAAGGACAAUGCCAUAAGUGCAAAAGCAGAAAGAGAUGCAGAUGUUCUGUAAAUCAUAAUAGCUAAACAUGUUUUGGUAAAUUUUACAAAAUGGCCAGCAUACUGACUUCAUUUUAUAAUUGACCACAUGUUGUUCACUGUUCUUUAUAUGAUCAGGUUUUACAUUGUAGAAAGGAAUUAUAUCACCCUCUAGGUGUGCAAACUUGAUAACAAAGAUAUAUAAGAACCAGUGAAAAAGAGACUAGAAAAAAAAAGUUAUCACAUGUUAGUGCUGUUUUUAUUAUUCUAUUUUUUCAUGGAUUCUAUUAGCAUAAUUCUGUUAAAUAUCUCUGUUGUUCAUCUUAUUUUUCAUUCUAUAUUUCGACUGCUUAAACUUGUACGUUCUUAGAAGUAAACACCAUAAUAAAAUUGAAUCUGAAGUGUUAAGGUGGCAAAUGAAAUACAAAUAGCAGUAGACGUUAAGAUUCCAAUCAGUACACAAACACACUAGCAACUUUUAUGUCUGCCUCAAAGAGAAGCUGAAAAACUGUUCCUGUACAGGGAUUUCUUAUCUCGGGCCAGGAAUGUGAUAGUCCUCUGACAUUAAUGAUAGAAGUAGCUCUUUGAAAAACUGGAUGUGUUGGAUAAAAACAAGCUUCAUGAGACAAUGGAUAGCAAUGGUAGCCAAACAGAUUUUCAAGAAGGCUACAACUAGGUUCUCCAGUGAAAAUGCUGUAAAUACCCUAGCCGUUAUGGCAGCUAAGCUUCUUGUGGUGAAAUACUCCUAGAGCUACAUUACUUAACACCAGGCAGAAAAAAAAGCACUUCCAUUAUAGGUUGUACACUUGUUUACCUGAUAUACAUUGUUGUGUUUAUUUAUGCUUUGCUAACCAGAACUGACUGGUCAGUGCUGCUUUUGAGGUUUAGCUAUGUGUUGAACCUUUUAAAGAAACUGGUCGGUCAUCAUUUUUAUAUCUGCACAAGCAAGUAACAUGCAGAAAUCACAUGACUUUACUUUUUCAGUGCAUGCAACCAGCGUAUUGGCAAUCCCCUGUUGAGACUGUCUUGCUAGCUAUGUUAAAAAACUAAUUUAAGCAGCAGUAUUCAAGUGACCAUGUGGUACCAGGAGAUAAAACUAAAGUUCUUACAGCACCCUGCUGAAUUAUUACGCUCUCAUGGUCACUGUAUUUUUGUACUGCUAAGUUUUAGGCAGCAUCCUCAGAUUAUCUUCAUGUAUCAGAGUCGCUGAAUUCUGCUUGGACUAAAGAAAUGUUUGCUUAACAUGGUAUGAUGUGCUUUUUCCAACCUGUCAGUGAGAGAGUUUCUAACUGUUCCUUGUUAUGUUUUUGAUUGUGGUAUGCACUUUUUGUAUUUUAUUUUUGAUUUCUCUUAAGUAUUGCAUAGGUAAGGAUUGAAUUGUUAGAGAAUUUGUUUUGUUGCUCAGUGUAUGCAAAAUCAUAGUUAAUAACUAUGGUCAUUUUGUAAUACACUUUGUCAUUUUUUUAAUAAAAAAAAUCAUUGCGGCUUGGUUAAGAUUGUUUUUAUGCCACUGUGGGGCAACACAUUUGCUGAUAUUUUGUUAAAAUGAUUUGGGUUAAUGGUGCCCUCCAUCUGUUAGAAAAGUAAGCUAGAGGAGAUAGGCAGCCCAAUCUCCUGAUGAGAAAUAAUACAAAUUAAAAGCAACUUUAAGAAACUACA